Molecule: messenger RNA, 2800 nt
Organism: Amblyraja radiata (thorny skate)
Lineage: Eukaryota; Metazoa; Chordata; Chondrichthyes; Rajiformes; Rajidae
Gene: mmut
Product: methylmalonyl CoA mutase
Exons: 13
Coding region: 117-2357 (746 amino acids)
Cellular component (GO): cytoplasm; mitochondrion
Molecular function (GO): metal ion binding; methylmalonyl-CoA mutase activity; cobalamin binding
Source: RefSeq, a predicted model, not a curated record
GCAUCGUGAGGAGGAGGAGGAGGUGGAGCGGCUUGGUGGGCGGCGCCAUCACUCGGGCCCUCACCUCACCUUAUCCCACCGGCUCGCAGCUCUGCCGCUCGUUACCCGUCACCGCCAUGUUGCGGCCGCCGCUCCGUCCCCUCGGCAACUGCUUCAGGCUGCGGCCCAGCGCCGUGACAACCAGCGGGGAGGCGCUGUGCCGGCGGCGACAACACUCCUUGCACCCGGAGUGGGCCGCUCUGGCCGAGAAACAGCUGAAGGGGAAGAAAGCCGAGGAUCUAAUAUGGAGAACGCCCGAAGGCAUCGCCAUAAAACCGCUUUAUACCAAGCGGGACACGGAGGAUCUUCCCGAAGAACUGCCGGGCGUGUGGCCCUACACCCGGGGCCCCUACCCCACCAUGUACACCCACAGGCCCUGGACCAUCCGGCAGUACGCGGGCUUCAGCACGGUGGAGGAGAGCAACAGGUUUUACCGGAAUAACAUCAAAGCUGGUCAACAAGGACUUUCUGUGGCUUUUGACCUUCCUACUCACAGAGGUUAUGACUCGGACAACCCCCGUGUUCGUGGAGAUGUUGGAAUGGCAGGGGUUGCAAUAGACAGUGUGGAAGAUAUGAAGUUGCUGUUUGAUGGAAUUCCCUUGGAAAAGAUGUCUGUUUCCAUGACAAUGAAUGGUGCAGUGCUGCCAGUCUUGGCUAUGUUCAUUGUGACAGGACAAGAGCAAGGUGUACCUGAAGAAAAGUUAACUGGCACCAUUCAGAAUGAUAUACUGAAAGAAUUCAUGGUCAGGAACACUUUCAUUUUUCCACCUGAACCUUCCAUGAAGAUUAUAGCUGAUAUAUUCCAGUAUACUGCAAAACAUAUGCCCCGAUUUAACUCCAUUUCGAUCAGUGGAUAUCACAUUCAAGAAGCUGGUGCUGGUGCUGUUUUGGAAUUGGCUUACACAAUAGCCAAUGGUUUGGAGUAUUGCAGGACUGGCAUCCAAGUUGGACUUAACAUCGAUGAAUUUGCACCACGGCUUUCUUUCUUCUGGGGAAUUGGAAUGAAUUUUUACAUGGAAAUAGCAAAGCUGAGAGCAGCUAGACGGCUUUGGGCAAAUUUAAUAAAAGAAAAAUUUAAUUCUCAGAAUCCAAAGUCUCUACUGCUGAGAGCGCAUUGUCAGACCUCUGGUUGGUCCCUUACUGAGCAGGAUCCACACAACAACAUUAUUCGCACGGCUAUUGAGGGAAUGGCAGCCGUGUUUGGAGGAACUCAGUCACUGCAUACUAAUUCUUUUGAUGAGGCAUUAGGUUUACCAACAGUACAAAGCUCUCGGAUUGCCAGGAAUACUCAGAUCAUCAUCCAGGAGGAAUCUGGUAUCCCAAAAGUUGCAGAUCCUUGGGCAGGUUCAUUUAUGAUGGAGUCGCUAACUAAUGAUGUGCAUGAUGCUGCUCUAGAGCUUAUUAAUGAUAUUGAAGAUAUGGGUGGAAUGGCUAAAGCAGUAGCUGAUGGCCUACCCAAACUUCGUAUUGAAGAGUGUGCAGCGAGAAACCAAGCAAGGAUUGACUCUGGUGCUAAUGUAAUUGUUGGAGUAAACAAAUACCGCCUGGAAAAAGAAGAGCCUAUUGAAGUGUUAAUUAUAGAUAACACUGCAGUACGCGAACAACAGAUUGCAAAACUAAAAAAGUUAAGAGCAACCAGACGUCAAGCAGCAGUUGAGCAGUGCCUGACCGCCAUCACAGAAUGUGCGCAGUCUGGUGAGGGAAAUCUGCUGGAGCUUGCAGUGAAAGCUGUUCGCGAAAGAUGUACAGUUGGAGAAAUUAUAGACUCAUUGAAAGUAGAAUUUGGCGAACAUCAACCUAGCACCCGCAUGGUGAGCGGUGCAUACAAACAUGAGUUUGGCGACAAUGAAGAAAUGUCUGCUGCAAUGGCCAGAAUUGGAAAGUUUGCUGAAAAUGAAGGUCGCCGUCCCCGUCUGCUUGUUGCUAAGAUGGGUCAAGAUGGGCAUGAUCGAGGAGCAAAGGUUAUUGCCACAGGAUUUGCUGAUCUUGGCUUUGAUGUGGAUAUAGGACCAUUAUUUCAGACUCCUCGGGAGGUAGCGCAGCAGGCAGUGGAUGCAGAUGUGCAUUGUGUUGGUGUCAGCACUUUGGCAGCUGGCCACCGAACUCUUGUGCCUGAGUUGAUAAAAGAGCUUAGUGAUCUUCAACGCCCUGAUAUUUUGGUCAUCUGUGGUGGUGUGAUUCCUCCUCAGGAUUAUGAUGCCUUGUUCAAGGCAGGUGUUUCCAGUAUCUUUGGCCCAGGUACUAGAAUUCCCGUUGCUGCUGUGCAAGUGCUUGGUAACAUUGAGAGAAAUUUAGUCAAGAGACAACAAUCAUUGUGAACAUCACUGGCAUGAUCUCACCUUUGCAGUACUUUCACCAUCAAGGCAGAAGUUUAUGGGUUCAGAUUUGAGGAAAAACAUCCGGGCUGAUCCUCCAGUACAGAAUUAAGAGUGCUGCACUGAUAAACAUGGUGGUCCAGGUAAAGUUUAAGGCAGCAAUAGAUCCUCAUGAUGAGCAAGAAAAUGUACCCUUGUCCUGCCAAAAUUUGUUUUGUACAAUAUUAUCUGGUCGUUAUCAUGUUGUGCACAGCAGGCAUCCAUGAAGAACAAGGUUCUGCUUCCACUUGAUACUGUAAAGAGCCUUGGGACAUUCUGAUAUGAAUGUGAACAGUGCUACAUGAAAAGUGCUUCAAAUAUUACUCUGAAUUAUAUCAUUGUAACAGAAUUAUAUUUCAAUGUUCUAAUAUGGGUGAGUGGCAUUUCAGAAUAAAACUAUUUUGACU